AAUUUUCCAGUGUCAAACUUGCAGUUCGUAUUGCUUUAAGCUAUUUAUGCCGUUUAGAUUAAAAAUCUUAUGAUAACGUUAAUUGGCACACUGUAUUUUUUUUCUUCGGAAUGUAAACAACAAAAAUAACUUGGCGAUACACUUUACAGCCAAGGUUUAAGUAAACGUGUAGUUCUGAGCAUCACCUCACUGUUUAUUACAAACCUCAUGCCGGAGUUAUGUAUAAAAGAAUUGAAACUUUAGGCAUUGUUUUUCACUGAUUGUCGGCUGUUUACAUUGUUUUCCUUCGAAAAAAAAGAGCUAGAAUAUAGAAGAGACGGAUAUUUUAUUUACACGUUGUGAAAAAGUGAGACAGUCAAGGAAAGAACCUAGGCAAACAGAAAAUUCUAUUACAAUCAUGGAAGCUGAACACGAAAACCAGUCUCAACGAAAUCAGAGACAGAAACAGAAUCGCCCAAUGGUUAUGUGUUGUUUAAUUAUGGUCGGUUUAACAUUCAUCAUUUGGCUUGUUGCCAUGGCGACUCCAGGCUGGAUAGUUGCUUACGUUAGGAACGACUUGUAUCCUACUGGAGUGAGCUUAAAAAUGAGCCUAUUUUAUUACGUAACCUGUGAAUCUACUAGAACAUGUGAUCUUCUGGCUAUUUCCUGGGAUAUGGCGGAUCCAAGUUCUUACCCGCCAAACAAGCCCUCUAUACCUGAGAUUCAGAUAGUGAGUACGUUUGCUAUCAUUCUGUGCGGAGCUGUGUUCGUACUAGAGCUGGUCAACUUAAGGAUAUUUAUACUCAAUCCAUCUAAAACGGUCACAAGUGCAAUAUUAAUGUUAAUAGCAAUCGUAUCAGAGACUGUGCUCAUUGGUAGAACUGGACGUCUGGUAACUCGAGUGACAGACGAAUUUAAAAGAAUACACCGCUCAGAAUUAGCUGAUCUUGAAAGAAAGUUACGAGGAGCCGAUAUAACGAACAUCGAGGACAUAAUUUCGUUUUUCGUGUACCGGAUUGAUUUUCCGUAUUCUAUUUUUAUUGCUUCUCUUGGGGUCCUUACUGGAGUUUUGGCCUUCACCUUCAUCAUCAUUGUGUUUUACCGGAACAGGAAAUCACAGCGGAGUGAUACAGUUUGUGACGGAGAUAAUCCGUGUAGAUCCAAGUCUACCUCCUAAAUAUAUAAUAUAAUUUUCUUUGGAGAGAAGGAAAGAAUAUGCGCCUCAAUGAUGAAUACUCAUUUUCGUAAGCCUACCUCAUGGAUAUUUAUUCAAAUAAACGGAGGAAGAAGAAUGACUUCACAUAUAUGUACCUCAAAUUAUUGCUGAAUACUAGUACAAAUUGAAUACUGCAUAUGAAGCUCAAUUAUAAUUUUUUUUAAAUAACCAUUUAACAU
Molecule: messenger RNA, 1374 nt
Organism: Saccostrea cuccullata (small rock oyster)
Lineage: Eukaryota; Metazoa; Mollusca; Bivalvia; Ostreida; Ostreidae
Exons: 6
Coding region: 398-1156 (252 amino acids)
Source: RefSeq, a predicted model, not a curated record